GACAUUCAGACUCCACUGCUUCUCAAUUACGUACAAACAUGGCCGUUCGCCGUGAAGAAACGACGCAAACCUCUUCGCAGAAUAUUCUCUUUGUAUCGCGUUGAUGUAUAGGAUAGAACUCUAUAACAGUCUUGUGUCUACUGAAGCGGUUCCGCAAUGCUUUUCAGCCUCGUUGGGAUCAAGUCGAGCAUUGGAAUUCGCAGGACUAUGUCUUGGAUUUGGAGAUUCCUUGUUCUUUUAUCACUUGCUUUCACCGGAUUUGUGAAAUCAAAACGAUUGUACUGUGAAAGUUAUGGUAAUAAAGAUGCUGUGGUCAUAAAUGGUACAGAGGUGUGUCGAGAGGACCCUUACUUUUACUGUAUGGUGGUGUGGUCAACUCGCUUUUUAGAGGAUAACACAACGGUUGCCGAUGUUGUCAGCAAAGGUUGCUUUCGCAUAGUGUUUGAGCAAGAAGGUCAGAAACACCCAUGUAAUCACAACUGUGUGCAACAACAGCACUUUGAUUCUAUGGCCAAGAGCAAAAACAUCUCAGGAUUCUGUUGCUGUGACACUGAUUACUGUAAUAAGAAUUUUACAAUUGUGGAAUAUAAAGAAAAAGUUGUGCCAACUAGAACAACAGGUGGAAAAGUGCAUCUCACUUCGAACAUCAACAUCAUAGUUGGUAUAGUGCUGGCGACACUUUUGCUUAUAACCAUCCUUGUCCUAUUCUUUUGGCACUACAAUAAUCGUAAAAAGCAUAAAUAUUCCAGACCUGACAAAAGCCUGGAGAAAGAGCCACAAGGACCUUCCCUGGACUUGAGCCAGCUAACAUUAGGCCAGUUAAUAGGCCAGGGGCGGUAUGGAACUGUUUGGAAAGGUACCAUGUUCAAUGAGGUGAUGGCUGUCAAAGUGUUUGGUGCUGAACACAGACUGUUUUGGCAAGCAGAGAAGGAUCUGUUCUCGGCACUGGAUCAUCAUCCUAGCAUAUUAAGGUUUUUUGCAGCUUGUGAGAGAGAAACAAAUUCCUCGCCAGAGUACUUGUUGCUAUCAGAAUACCACCCGCGAGGUUCCCUUCAAAACUAUCUAAGACAACACUCAGUGUGCUGGAGGGAGAUGUGCAUAAUGGGCUCCUCUAUGUCAGCAGGACUGGCCUUCUUGCACCAAGAUGCAAAUAAGCCUUCAUUUGCACAUCGUGACAUCAACAGCAAAAAUAUCCUGGUGAAAGUGGACGGGUCAUGUGUCUUGGCCGAUUUUGGAUUUGCUAUGAAUGUUUCUGAUGCCACAAAGCCUGCUGAUGAUGGUACUUUGAUCACAGAGGUGGGAACACUGCGUUACAUGGCUCCAGAGGUACUGGAUGGUGCAGUGAACUUGCAUGAUAUACAAGGUGCCCUGAAGCAGAUUGAUGUCUAUGCAAUGUCACUGGUCAUAUGGGAAGUCUCGAUGCGCUGUGAGGACAUCUUUGGAAGAGAACAGGUUCCUCCCUACAAGGCACCGUUUGAGGCGGAGUUGGGUCCAAUGAUCACCUCAGAGCACAUGCACACCUAUGUUGUUCAGAAGAAACUCCGACCUGGAUUUCCAGAUGCUUGGAAACGCAACCAUAGUGGCCUACGUUUCCUAAAAGAGACUAUUGAAGACUGCUGGGACCAGGAUGGAGAUGCCCGUCUUCUUGCUCUGUGCAUCAAGGAUCGCAUGUCAGACUUACUAACUCACUACCCAAAUGGGAUGAAUGAUAGCUUGCAAUCCUCUGCUGGUACAGUCCAAGAAUUCCAAGAGAAUCUGAAGCCAGAGGCACAACCAGAAGUCAGCAAGAACCGAAUGGUUGUUAAGAUAGAUGAAAACCAGGAUCCAGGAACUGUUGUUUAAGGUGUUUUUACAAAGAGGUUAAUAUUUUUCAGACCAAGAGAUUUUUAUGAUUUGAAAAAUCUAAAUAAUAACAUUCUCAAAAUAUUGCGUUAAUCAACAACUAAAACAAUAUCUCGAUAUAUUGAAAACCAAGCAAAAGCAUGCUGUCCCAUUUUUACAGUGCACCAGAAGUUACAGUACUGAUCAAAUGAACUCUUAAACCCAGGUGCUGAUGGAUCAAUUUAUUUAUACACCUAUUUCACAAAAGGUUGUCAGUGCAAAUGGCUAAUGAUAAAUGGCUUAUGGGUACUAAUUAUUCGUAAAAUUAAAGGUGUUAAUAAAAGUCCAGCAAUGUCAGAGCCAAGCAUUGGUAACCUUUGAUGGAUAAUUGGUUUGAUUUAUCCAUACCCUUGGAGAAACAUGGUCACUUUUGGUCGCAGAACUGCCAUUUGCCAUUUGCACUGACAACCUUUAUUGAAAUAGGUGUAUGUAUUGUGGUAGUUUGGCGGUUCCGUCAUUUUUGUUAAAGACAACAGUCUGGUUUUGCAUAUUUCAGUCAAACUCAAAUAAUUUAUUCACUUUUAUUAGGGAUCUAAGAUGUAUAGUUUUUAAUUAUUACCAAAAAAUAGUGUGCACAAAAUGUAUUUAGAAUGACAUGUUGGUGAGUGUGGAUCAUGUUAUCUUUUUACACAUUUGUCUGAAAUGUAUUUGUCCAGGUACAAUACACAUUCUUGUAUUUGUCCAGGAACAAUACGCAUUCUUGUAUUUGUCCAGGAACAAUGCGCAUUCUUGUAUUUGUCCAGGUAUAAUACGCAUUCUUGUAUUUGUCCAGGAACAAUACGCAUUCUUGUGGCAAGACCCCAAGUGCUACUAAACCCCACAUUUAUUUAAACUAAGUCUGAAAACACUCCCCAACAAUGGCCUUGCGGAUGGAUAAACAGCAUUUUUGUUAUCUACGCCUACAUUUAGAUGCUGCUGCUUCAUAGACAUGAGAUUAUGUAAAUAAUACAUUUGAUAUUUCAUUUAAAAGAAUAUAUGUAAGAGUAUCACGGUGGGGGGGACUCCAACAAAAGCAGACCGGGAUGAUCGUCGGUUUUCACCCUGAGUGAUAGCACAACAAUGAUCAACAGCAAUUCUGCAAUUUUAUUCGAAGUAAAUUUUUAAACCUAAGAGAUACAACUAAAAGCGAACGGGGUGCGAAUGGGGGGGUGUGAAAUGUACUUUGUGAUUGACAUGAUCUCUAGCUGAAUGCUUAUCGGAACAUGGAAUCCUCUUAGCUAUGAAGUUCGAGUCAUUAAACUGUAAUGCUUAUAGGCUUACUUUCUUAAAACACUUUGUAUUAGUGGCCACAGUAAUAGGAUGCCGUGCUAUAAAAUGUACAUAGAUUACUAUGUGUAACAAAAAAUAUUAUUACUCUAGAUGUGGUUGUAAUAAAUUGGGUCUUUUCCAGUUCACCAAACCUCAGUAGUAAGCAAAGGACAUCUUUUACUUUUAAGAUAUGUCUUAAUAAUUUCGAUUUUACCACUCUACUUAUCUAGACAACUGCGGGAAUUUGACCCAAGUGCAUAGUGUGACGGGUCAGGCUGCAUAGAAAACUAGACAGCAUAUUGACAUCUUUGGUAGUUAAUACUUUUUGAUCAUUUGUUAACAGAGUAUAACUUUAUUUUUGAAAGUGUAUAGAAAUGUCUAGGAUCUAAAAAAUCACCACCCAAAUCUAUAAUUAAAUACAAAAUACUGAAUAAA
Molecule: messenger RNA, 3564 nt
Organism: Nematostella vectensis (starlet sea anemone)
Lineage: Eukaryota; Metazoa; Cnidaria; Anthozoa; Actiniaria; Edwardsiidae
Product: bone morphogenetic protein receptor type-2
Exons: 9
Coding region: 157-1842 (561 amino acids)
Biological process (GO): BMP signaling pathway; protein phosphorylation; cellular response to growth factor stimulus
Cellular component (GO): signaling receptor complex; plasma membrane
Molecular function (GO): ATP binding; transforming growth factor beta receptor activity; metal ion binding
Source: RefSeq, a predicted model, not a curated record